Eimeria maxima is the source of this 969-nucleotide messenger RNA. RefSeq lists its product as hypothetical. Bases 1 to 969 code for a protein of 322 amino acids. The record is from RefSeq and is a predicted model, not a curated record. NCBI's taxonomy places the organism in Eukaryota, Apicomplexa, Conoidasida, Eucoccidiorida, Eimeriidae. The transcript has 2 exons.
AUGUUCCCCUAUGUUGCGAAGAAGCAGCAGCAGCAGCAGCAACUGCAGCAACAGCAGCAGCUGCAGCAGCAGCAGCAGCAACCGCGCUUCCCUUCUUCGUGGCAGCAGCGGCAUCGCCGCAUGCAGCAGCAGCAGCAGCAGCAACGGCAGCAGCAACGGCAGCAUCAACGGCAGCAUCAGCAGCAGCAGCAGCAGGGUAUAGGCAGCAGCAACGAGGGAGGAGACGGGGGCUAUGUGCUGCCUUUAUUUGCUGCUACUGGUCUAACUGCUGCACUCAUGUGGCUGCUGGAGAGACACAGGAGGGCAGAAGCAGCAGCAGCAGCAGAAGCAGCAGCAGCAGCUGCAGCUGCUGCUGCUGCUGCUCAACGAACUGGCUUCGGGUGGUUCUGGCCUGACUGGGCCUUCUCCAACAACAGCAGCAGCAACAGCAGCAGCAGCAGCAGCAAGAACAGCAACAGCAGCAGCAGCAGCAGAUUGUGGGGCCCCCUAGAGGACCCUUUUGCCAAUUGGUUCUUUGGGGGCCCCCAAGAGCAGCAAACAUGGGGGGCCCCCUUCUCCCCCUUCCGUCUGCAGCAGCAGCAGCAGCAGCAGCUGCAGCAGCAGCAGCAGCACCGGAGUAUAUGGAAUGAUUCUGCUGCUGCUUCUUCUUUGCUGCUGUAUACAAUAGGUGGUGUCUUCCUCCUAUGGAGGUUUGCUGCAGCAGCAGCAGCAACAGCAGCAAGCAGCAGCAGCAGCUGGAGCAGCAAAUUGCUGCCGCUGCUGCUGCAGCACUUCACAACAUCUCGUGAGGCCCUAAGGGCAGGAAGACUUCAUACUAUUUUUACGGCCAGUAAGUGCAGCAGCAGCAGCAGCAGCAAGCAGCAGCAGCAGCAAGCAGCAGCAGCAGCAACAGCAGCAGCAGCAACAGCAGCAGCAGCAACAGCAGCAGCAACAGCAGCAGCAGCAGCAGCAGGAAGUAGUGUCAUUUAG